Messenger RNA from Racocetra fulgida, 727 nucleotides. Lineage: Eukaryota; Fungi; Glomeromycota; Glomeromycetes; Diversisporales; Gigasporaceae. The record is from the annotation of a GenBank genome assembly.
GAAGCAGCAACUUAAAGCUGCUAGGGCCAAAAAGUGUGUGAAGAAAUCUCAUGUAUUUUAUGAACAAACAGAUUAUGAGAAUCUGGUUUGGUCAGAUCAAGACAUUGAUGAGAGAGCUUCCAAUUUCUUUACUGUUUUAUUAACGGCUAAUGAAAACAAAAAUAUCUGGAAACCUUCGGGUAGGCCUUCAACUUAUGUUGGAGGUUCUAAAAGAACUCAAAGAUGCAAAAAAGCGGAGCUAAAGAAGGCUGCACAAGACACUCGAUCUAUCACUGCUUACUUUGCUCCUACCUUAAUGUACGUAUCAGUAGAAAAAGAUAUUGAUGAGAGAACAAAAAUGAUGUUGGCAAUUGAGGAGUUAGAUAGGAUGUUAAAAAAGGAUAACAAUCAAAUGGAUAAAGGCCCCGUUCUUCUUGAAUAUGAUGACGAAGAUCUUAUUAAACUAGUAGAGAAGGAAAUUCCUCCUGAAGAAAAGCGGCAUUGUGUAAUAACACAUGAUGAGACAACAUUAUCCACAAAUGACGAUGAAAAAAUGGGAUGGGGGCCCAAAGGUAAACAAAAAAUACGUCCAAAAGGACAGGGCAGGGGCAUUCAUGUUAGCGAAUUUUUGUGUGAGCCAUUGGGUCGGGUUCAUUUAACUGAAGAACAACAUGCAGCCCAUCCCGAAAUCCCAAAACGUUACGUUAUGGAGCUGUUAAAAAUUGGUGUAAACUAUGAAGGUUAUUGA